Linum trigynum is the source of this 798-nucleotide messenger RNA. The record is from the annotation of a GenBank genome assembly. Lineage: Eukaryota; Viridiplantae; Streptophyta; Magnoliopsida; Malpighiales; Linaceae.
AUGGAUAAACCACUACGAGCUUGGACUGCUCAAACAUGGCAUUCCUUCAUCAACUUUCUCGAACCCUCAUCUUUGUUUUACAUUGCACUGCUGUCUUCUCUAGCUGCUACUAUGAUCCUAUGGUAUGGCUUCUCUCCUAUCCUCGUCUCAAUCCCAGUCCUGCUUCUCUCCACCAUCUUCAUUUCAUCAAUAUUCUCAAAGAGGAAAGUUGUCACUGCUGCUGCUGUUGAAGAAGAAGAAGAAGAAGCUAAGGAGAGACCGAGUGAGGGUUCGGAAACUAUGGUUGCUGCUGUUGUUCCAGAGUUGUGCGUGGCAGAGAAGACUGACAAUGAAGCUUGUGAGUUGCAUGUGUAUCAAGUGGAUUCGACGGAGUUCCCAUCAGAUGAUGAAAGCAGUAGCGAUGACUCUUUAAGGAGUGAGAUUUUUGAACUCAAAUGGAUGAAGCCCUUCAACAACAAUGUUGGUCUGAUGAAUCCAUUCUGUGAAAGCUCUGCUUCUGAUUACGAUGAAGUGGAAGAUGAUGAUGAUCUCAUUGAGAUAAGUCUUCCUCCAAAUGAGAGCUCUGUUUAUGUCGAUGAAGUGUCAUCCAUAGGAAUGCUGUCGUGGGGAAAGUCGGGUUUCUCGAAUGAAUUCGUCAUUAGAGAAGAAGAAGAAGAAGAAGAAGAAGAAGAAGAAGAAGAAGAAGGGAUGAUGGAGGUGGUGGAAGAGAUUGAUGAGGUGAAUGAAGAAGAUAACUUGAUUGAGAUUGACCUCUCAAUUGGGUCCAUAAAGUUUCCCAGCUUUGACAUGGAAGGCUGA